AUGACGGGGGUCUUUGACAGCCUCGCCUCAGAUAUGCAUUCCAACCAGAUUACCUCCAGCAGUUACCAUCACCAGCAGCAGCAGCAACAACACCACCACAGCUUACACAAACCCCAGGAGUCUCCCACGUUGCCUGUGUCCACCGCCACGGACAGCAGCUACUACACCAACCAGCAACAGCACCACGGAGGAGGAGGAGGAGGAGGAAGCGCCGGGAGCAACGCGGGCAGCGGGUCCCCGUACGCGCAGAUGGGCUCCUACCAGUACCACCCGAGCGGGAUCAGCGCGGUGCCUUACUCCACCAAAGCCGGCAGCUACGACCUGGGGUACUCGGCCUCUUACAGCUCCUAUGCAGCCUACGGGGCAAGGACGUCCCCGGUCAGCAACGAUCCUGGUAAGAACCAACUCCUUCCAGGAAGGUUGAGGGGGCGGUGGAAAAUUUGCUUGGGAAAGUGUGGCGCCCUGCGCUGACUUCUCCGCCGGACACACGCAGAAGAGGAGCAGCACGUGGUUGGUUAAUAAUAAUAAUAAUAAUAAUAAUAAUAAUAAUAAUAAUAAACUGGUUGGGUUGGAAGGUAUCCUGGCAGUAGGAGCGCUCUUUCUCUCUCUUCGUUGCGCGCCUGCUCUCUCCAAGGUUAGACGAGUGCGGGAAGCCAUGCUGAACAUAGCUGCUUGUGGGAGGCGAAGCUAUAAUGACCCGCCACCCAGGAGAGGUUGGCAUGUGGCGCUGGUGGGUGAUGCCGCUGGGGGUGCCUCGUUAUUCACGGUGCUUUCCCUUCCCUUGCAGCCGAGAAAGAAGAAGGCGAGCCCGAGAUACGGAUAGUCAACGGCAAACCCAAGAAAGUGCGCAAGCCCAGGACGAUCUACUCCAGCUUCCAGCUGGCGGCUCUGCAGCGGCGCUUCCAGAAGACCCAGUAUCUGGCCCUGCCCGAGAGAGCCGAGCUGGCGGCAUCCCUAGGCCUCACGCAAACUCAGGUAAGGAAAGAAGGCUCAGAAGCGGCUUGCACUCCGACUCCACGUUGGCUAGUUUAUUGCAUAGCGACUAUUCCAGCCGUUUUUUGCUAGCGGCAGUCCGGAAGGUGUUUUUUUCAGAGGAGGUUCAUCCAUGCAGAAGUGCCCACCCUCUUAUUGUUGUUGGUAGUGUUGCCCUUCGUGAACGCAGAAAAGCGGGUGGCCUGUACAAUAUAGACCACCUGUAGCCGCGCAGCCUUGCUCAGACAGACCACGCUUGGGCGGUGCGGCAGAAGCUUCAACAUGCGAAAUAAUUCUGUUUCAAACGUAUGUGUGGGAUCUUGACACAGUUAAACAUUUUUCAGCCCCGUCGAUCGCAGUGGGGGAAGAUUUAAGCAUGUCUUUGUUUCCAGUGGAAGAAUUAAUGUGACUUGAACGGGAUCAUAGGGCAGAAUCCUCCUUUCUGCAGCACAGAGUUUAGGAGCGCAUUGAUUAAGUGCGCCUCUUUGCUUCUGGGUUUAGCUGUUAGCCUCUCUGUCUCCAACACACUCAUUUCACGAAGUAUCCUGUUUCAUUGUACACGCGGAAGAAAAGUCACCCUUCCCCCCCUCUCUUUAGCUGGCAUCUUUCAGUAAGCAAAGUUAUUCAGCGUUAUUUAAACCUCCUUUCGAUCUGGAUAAGCAACGCAGUGCUAAGAGCACACCGAGCCUCACUUUCUCAAAGGCUGUUAGUGCACAUUUAAGAAAGGAAGACACAGUAUCUGGAGACCGGGCGGGAAUGAAACUAGGGGAAACAAAAUAAUGCCAUUUUAAAAGGCAUCUAACAUACUUGGGGGGGGGACUUCUGAGAACGGCUCAAAUCAGAAAUCCCUACCUGUAAACGCACACAUCAGGAGGGACACACACACACACACACGAGACAACAUCUGUGGUUACAAAGACCAACACAACACAAGUGUCCCUCUUCUCACACGCGCAGCCUGAAAACUCAGCAAAACCCAGUAAAACUGUUUAGCCUGUUAUUUAAAAACCGCUCUCUCCCUCCCACGUUGCCAAACCAAACCUCACACCGAAACAGUCGGUUGAUUUGCUCGUUUUCCUAGCAGUCUGCGAUAGGGGGAAUCCGCCAGCCUGCUUUUGGAGACAGCGGUCUCCUUUUCUUCUCUCUGUGAGGGGUCUGCUUUGGGAGAAGGGCUCCUCCAGUUAAAUUAAACAAGGGGUGGGUGUGGGUGUGUGUGUGUGUGUGUGUGUGUGUGUGUGUUUUGGGGAAACUUGAAGGGAAUUGUUGAAGGGGAGAUUGAAAUAUUGCUCUCUGGUGACCGCAAAAAUUUGGUGAGAGGGGCCUCUCUCACACUCUCGUCUCUCUUCCUGCUCCUCCUCCCUUUGUCCAGGUGAAGAUCUGGUUCCAGAACCGCCGUUCCAAGUUCAAGAAGAUGUGGAAAAGCGGCGAGAUCCCCGCCGACCAGCACCCGGGCGGCAGCAGCUCCCCGCCUUGCUCGGCGGCGUCUCCGGCGUCCACCACGCUAGCCUGGGACUUCGCGCCGCACCCGCAGCGGAUGAGCAGCGGGGGCGGAGGCGGCGGGAGUAGCGCUGGAUCCAGCCCCGGCGCCCCGGGCGCGACGGCUGCUUUCCUGGGCAACUACUCGUGGUACCACCAGGCGUCGAGCGCCGCUGCUUCCCACUUGCAAGCCGCCUCCCCGAUCCUGCAGCAAGCGCAGCCUCACCAACACCACCCGCACCUCCACCACCACCACCACCACGGCGCUGCCGUCAGCGCAGGGACGAUUUUCUAA
This is a messenger RNA of Podarcis lilfordi (Lilford's wall lizard), 2743 nucleotides long. The record is from the annotation of a GenBank genome assembly. NCBI's taxonomy places the organism in Eukaryota, Metazoa, Chordata, Lepidosauria, Squamata, Lacertidae.